AUGGAGGAUAGAAUAAAAAAGGCAUUGAAUGAACUCGAUAGUGCAACUGUCAUUCAAACAUUGUCGAUACCUUCACAGCAGACAAGAGAGUUGAAAGCGCAACAAGAGCAUUUGCAGUACCAACAGCAACCGCAGCAACAGGAUUAUCAGCACAGACCGUGGAGUACCGAUGAUUACUACUUUCGUGUCAACACCUACAGUAUUGGUGAUAAAAGAAUACAGGAUUUCGCAUUGAUGGUUAAAUCUACUGGACAUAGAGAUACAUGCCCAUGGAAAGACAAUGGAUGUCCUACAUUCUACGCAAGACUAUCAAACAUUCCAUCGUUGAUACAAAUCGAAAGUUUUCAAAAGAGAGCACAAAAUAUCUAUAAUCAUCUAUCCAAUAGUAUAUUACCAUUGUUAGAUAUCGAGUUUUGGUCAAAUGUACAGAGAAAAGAUAAAAGAAACCUUUUGAAAGCAUUGUUAUCGUCGUCAGAGAUUACAAGUGAUAGCGGUGAGUUAAAAGCAAGAAUCUCUGUUAUUCUGGCGUUGUGUGGUUGGGAUUAUUAUAGUAACAACAGCAACGGCAAUGCUGCUGAUGGCAGUGACCACAGAGAUGACAACAACCAUAUCAAUAUUCAUUGUUCAUAUUGUCAGAGAGUGUUGGGUUUGUGGAACUUUAAAUCAAUGAACAAUAAUAAUAGUGACAUCAGCACUGUGACUAUAGAUGAUCCUUUCAUUCAACUAUAUCCCAAUUUACAAACACAAACAACAUCAACAUCACAUAAUAAUAAUAAUAAUAAUAAUAAUUCAUCAUCAACGUCAACGUCACUUAAUGUUAACAAUUCACUUUCAAGUCAUACAAUUGGUGGUAGAGAAUCAACAAUAGAUAUACAACAACAACAACAACAACAAGAAGAAGCAACAGUCGAAGAUAGAAAGAAAGUAGUUUUUGAGAGUUUAUUAAGUAGAUCGAUAUCAUCUUGGAGUGGCAGUAGUAGUUUCAUUAGUUUUAAAAAUCUAAUUAAUCCACAGUCAACCACCAACACAAACACAAACACAACACCAUCAUUAUCGACAUCAACAUCAACAUCGAAUAUACAACCAGUUUCAUCGUCAUCAACCAUUGUUGAUGCACAAUCAAGUAAUAAUAAUGUAGACGAAGCAACAUUACAACAACAACAGAAAGAAAAGGAAAAAGAGAUACAAUUGAAACUACAACAACAAUUACAAUCGGAGCAACGAACAAAGAGUGAUGUAGGAUGGAGUUGGGGUCAGAGAUUUGUAUAUCAUCCAACUGUGUCUUUUAACAAAGCAAAGGAUUCAAUUAUGAAUGUUUCACUUUCACCUAUUAAGGAACAUAGGUGGUUCUGUCCAUGGGUUAACGAUUCCAAAGAUGAAAUCAAUGACAAUAAUAGUAGUGGUAAUGUUCAACUACAUCUCCAACUUAAUAGUAUCAAUAGUAGUAGUGGUAACACAAACAAUUCUUCAUCUUCCACAUCCAACACACCAACAGCAACCACAUCAGCAACAUCAACCACAUCAAACAACUAUCAAACAUCAUCACAACACACAACAACAACUUCAAUUAAAACAUCAGCAUCAGGUUGGGAGAAUCUCUUGAGUAUCGUGGUACACAAUCAGUUCAUUCCAAAGAGUAGUUUUGAUAUUCAAAAGGAUGGUACAUUAAAUAGAAAAUUGAUUCUACCUACAACUACGUCAACUACGACAACCACCAACAGAGUCAUCACAAACAACACUUCUAAUAAUGUUAAUUUGAAUAACAUUACAAUAUAA
This is a messenger RNA of Heterostelium album PN500, 1776 nucleotides long. RefSeq lists its product as uncharacterized. The coding region runs from base 1 to 1776 and encodes 591 amino acids. The transcript has 5 exons. NCBI's taxonomy places the organism in Eukaryota, Evosea, Eumycetozoa, Acytosteliales, Acytosteliaceae. The record is from RefSeq and is a predicted model, not a curated record. Gene Ontology annotation, cellular component: nucleus. Gene Ontology annotation, molecular function: zinc ion binding.